Molecule: messenger RNA, 1263 nt
Organism: Hevea brasiliensis (rubber tree)
Lineage: Eukaryota; Viridiplantae; Streptophyta; Magnoliopsida; Malpighiales; Euphorbiaceae
Exons: 4
Coding region: 236-955 (239 amino acids)
Source: RefSeq, a predicted model, not a curated record
AUACAGAGAGAAACUCGUAACGUCAUAUUUGGAAACCAGAGGCUCUCCUUCUCUCUGCUCACUACAGUCGCCUAUUCCCAAAAAAAAAUAAAAAACCAUAAAUAUCCCGCUUCCAGCUCUUGGAGUAGAAGCUUGAACCCCCCUCUCGGCUCGGUCUCGCUUUUUCUUUCUUUCUCUUUAGCUUACUGUAUUUUACACAGAAAACCCAUUUACAAUAUUCUUGUUUCUUUCUUUAAUGGCGGAGUUUCCUCCGAAUUUGGAUGAUGGGGAACUUUGGCUUCCGUCUGAUAUUUUCCUCAAUGAAGUUCCCUCAAAAUACAGUCCUUAUCGGCUCUCUUGCAUGGAGAAUCUUGCUGACCAUUUCGCUGCUCUUUCUUUGCUCCACAAUCACUUAUCUUCAACUCCUUCAAGACUCCCUCCAAAACCGCCACUCAACUCCCAGAAGGUUAAAAUGGCGGUUCGGGAUGUAUCGGUGAGCUGCUUGCCACCUGGGUACCUUGGUUUCAAUGGCGGUGCUGAACUCGGUCAUAGACUUUUUGGAUACGGAACUGCAUCCCUUUUGGCUCGGUCUGAACCGUUUUAUGAGUUUCAAGUACAGCCACAGGUUGGUAGCUACAUGGAAGCAAGUCCCAGGGUUUUGCAGAGGCAGCGAAACCCUCUCCAGAAUCGGCUUGAUCCGUUUCAAGGAAGUGGGUUUGCAUUAAGAGGAGGAGGAGGUGGUAUUGUGAGAGAAUCUGGGGGUACUGGUGUUUUCCAUCCUCGCAUUGUGAACCCCACAACCGCCUCUCCUGCUACCACUGAUUUUAAAAGGAAGCAAGGUGUGAGAAGUAGACAAGAGAUUCAAGUAACCCAACAGAGGAAUUCCAUGAGAAGGCUAGGGGGGGUUACCAAGCAGGUGGGUUGCUACUGUCAUCUUCCUACAGAGAUGGGAUUGCCUCAGGAUUGGACUUAUUGAGCUUCUCUUCUCCAAUUAUAGUUGUAGAAAGUGGUCAAGAAAGAUAAUAAUAGAAUAAGACCUGUAGGAGAAGAACAGAAGAUUAAAUAAUCUUGAAGAGUUGUCUGCAGUGUGGCUAAAGAAAUAGUUGUUAGUUGAAAGAUAUGUUUUAGUAUGUGUAUGCUACCAAUUACCAAAGCAGAAAAUAGAAACUUGUUUAUGCAAGUUGCUAAGCUUUGUAGAAAUAAAUAAAUGUGUGGUUAGGUCUUGGUUUUGAACUCAAUUACUAUGUGACUAUAUCUUGGUUGGAAAUGAAGUCAAUUGCUAUA